GACACCGUGGAUAAUACAAUGCGUGUACCUCCAGCUGAGCAGAGGUACUGGGAUUAAGAUGCGUCUGACAGAAGAAAAUUACGCAAGAGGAUACAAAAGAAAGAUGCAACACACCAGUGAGCAGGAAAGUGUAAGGGGGAGGAGAAUGGAAAAAACGUUGAGAGAGAGUGUGUGUGUGUGUUAGGUGUUAGGUGUGAGGUGUGUGUGCGCGCUACUGCCGGUAACCAGGCAGGGACAGACCUCGUCUCGUGGGGAUGUGGGGGGAGCAACAUAAUCAGCAAUGAAUACAACGAGAGAGAGAGAGAGAGAGAGAGAGAGAGAGAGAGAGAGAGAGAGAGAGAGAGAGAGAGAGAGAGAAAAAAAACCUAAAACCACUCCGUCUCACUCCGUCAGGUUCUCAGACUCUCUGCUCAAAACAACCCUGUGUCAACGAGGUUUAGGUCAAUAGCACAGAAAUAGUACUACUACACUACUACACUGCAUCUACUCCUGUUGCUGCUGACAAUGGUGCCCAUGGAAAUGACUUCUGUUCUCCUCCGGACUCUGGGUGGAUUCUAGCAGCGAGCUCGGAGUAGCUGUUCAGGUGACAAUGAUCAGACCGGGCUCAGAUGUCUAAUGUUUUACUUCUUCACCAGUCGGACUACAGACUGAACUGCCUCCAAGGAGUUUCAUCUGUGGUGGUGCUGUUUGUCUAGGGUGAAGAAGGGCUAUUAUGUGCCAGCUUGAGCGGACAAAACGCAGCUUCCUGUUGUGUCUGGGGAUGAGUAUCAUCAUCUGUUCAGUUAUUUACAUGAGGGCCAGGAUGCCAACAGAGCCCAAGCUUCCAAAGCUUCCAGAGCCUCCAAGUUGCAGGUCCUUCUCCCCUGAAUGUAAAGCUUUACUGCCCAGCAUGCAGGAAGGAGUGGAGCGGUACCACCGUGACUGCCAGGAGGAAAGCUAUAUUCUGAAUAGUCGCAUACAGUGUUCCAAUCUGAUCAGAGACCUACACUUCAUCACGAGGCCUCUAAGUCGGGAGGAGGAGGACUACCCUUUAGCAUUCAUUGUGACUAUUCACAAAGAGCUGGAGCUAUUUGUACGCCUGUUCCGGGCCAUUUACACUCCACAAAAUGUCUACUGCAUUCAUGUGGACAAUAAGGCUUCAACGGAGUACAAGGUGGCUGUAAUGAAGCUAGUCAGCUGCUUUAACAAUACCUUCAUAUCCAGCCGCAGCGAGACAGUGACGUACGCUGGGUUUUCCCGUCUGCAAGCAGAUUUAGACUGCAUGAAGGAUUUGGCAGCGUCCAAGAUAGGAUGGAGGAAGGUGGUUAAUCUGUGCGGACAGGAUUUCCCCGUCAUGAGCAACAUGGAACUGGUGCGGUACAUGCAGAGCAAAGAGUGGAGGGACAGAAACAUGACGCCUGGGAUCAAGCAGCCGGUGUCUAUGAGACACAGGACACAGUUCCAGCACCGCGAGAUAACGGGCUCACGUGUAGCUUUGAUGGGGUCGGGAAUAAAGAAAGGUCCGCCACCACACAAUCUGCAAGUAUAUUUUGGAACAGCCUACUAUGCUCUCACGAGGGAUUUUGUUGACUUUGUUCUGAAAAGCCCAAUCGCCCGGGACCUCUUGGAGUGGUCCAAAGACACGUUCAGUCCAGACGAGCACUACUGGGUGACACUCAGCCACAUCAAAGAAGCUCCAGGCAGCCAUCUCGAUGGAGGUUGGGAAGGAGACAUCCGGUCAAUCAAGUGGAGGGAUCAAGAGGGAAGGGCACACGAUGGCUGCAAAGGGCAUUACGUACGAGACAUCUGUAUCUAUGGAGUGGAAGACCUAACAUGGAUCAUCAACAGGAACAGCAUGUUUGCCAAUAAGUUUGAGAGUAAUACCUUUCCUGGGGCCCUGGACUGCAUGGAGCAGUGGCACAGGACCAAGGUGUUGAACCAGGCAACUGUUUCCAUAGAGCCAGCAUGGCUUCUGGCCACACAGAGAAACUCAAGCAGCAGCUACUUCAACAGCACGUCUGGAGCAUGAAAGCACUGUCGGGAUCCUCAACUAAAAGUUUGGCGACAUGCAUUUCAGAUGAUUUGCACCCGUUCAGUGGCUGUGAAUGUCAACAAUGUGGGCUGGAAAAAAGGACAAACAGUCCACUUCUUCUGUGGCAAUGUUACUGUUGAAGGACAUAUUUGUCUAUGUAUGAAACUGUAAUGGCUGUUCUGAUAAUCAGGUGACCAAAAUAACUUUACUUUAGUAGAGUAAUGCAGGUUACGCAAAAGUACAAUGAAUUUAAUUUAAAAUAUAGUAUAGUAUAGUAAGAGAUACUAUUUGAGACUUUUGCACUAUACAAGUCAUUUUAACAACUAAAUAUGACUUUCAUAUUGUUUAAUUUAAUUAAAUAUUGAUAUAUUUAUAUUGUGUGUGUGGUCAAGUAAAACAAAAACCAUUGAUUGGUUUAUUUAAUUAGAGCACUGCAGGUGUAAACAAACCAAAAUAAAGACGAU
Molecule: messenger RNA, 2475 nt
Organism: Anoplopoma fimbria (sablefish)
Lineage: Eukaryota; Metazoa; Chordata; Actinopteri; Perciformes; Anoplopomatidae
Gene: gcnt7
Product: glucosaminyl (N-acetyl) transferase family member 7
Exons: 5
Coding region: 713-2008 (431 amino acids)
Cellular component (GO): membrane
Molecular function (GO): acetylglucosaminyltransferase activity
Source: RefSeq, a predicted model, not a curated record